AUGUUUUAGAAAAUGUUUUAAUAAGUUUCUUCAAUCUAAAUAAAUGGAUAGUUUCAUACAGUUAAAUUAUCUAUUAGUCCUAAUGAAAAAUCUAUAGUAUUAUGGUUAUAACACGAUGGAAAUAGAUUUUUUACACUGGAUAAAAUAAAUAAUAAUUGGAAAACUCGAGAAUAACAUUUUACAAUUCCUGGUCUUGUCUAACCUUCAGGAAUUCACUUAAAUGAAAAUGGAAUGAUCCUUAUUAUGUAUGAUGUUUCAAAGAGAUAUUUAUAUACAUGGCUUAGAUACCAUAAUAAUUCUAAUUGGCUCUUAAGAAAUACCUUAGAUCUUAAAACAACUAUAGAUGCUCCUACUUCAGUGAUUAAUUGUUUUUUUUUUAAGGAUUAAGUAUUUAUAGAUUACUAACACACUUUUUAUAUUAUCAAAAGAGUUAAUCAAAAUUUCAAGAUUAUAAAUAAAUAAAUCUUUAAAGAUAAUGAUUAUAUGAAUUGUUUGGCAUAUGGCUAUGAAAAGGAUGUGUUAGCUGAAGUUACUGACUCUAUAGUUUAUUUUUGGAGAGAAAAUUAAAAAACAUGGAUUAAAGAAAAAAAUGCUUUCUACAAUAGUGAAAUUUUACCUCACCAUUGUUGUUUUUAAGAAAAUGAAGUAAAAGCCUUUGUUAAUGGAGCUGUCUGGAUGAUAUCAUAUCCAGAAAGGGAACAUAAGGGUUAUUUAGAUGAUAAAAUUACACAAAAAGCUACUCAAUCAUCUUUAAAUUAUUUCUUUCAACUUGAUAUACCAUUAUAAAAUUAAGAUUAGUUUAUUCAUUUUUGGUAUAGAGAAAAUUAAAAAUAAUUAAUAUUUGAUUAUGAAAAAUUAAGUUUGACAGCAACAAAUAUUUUAUUAGGACGAAAUGGAAAUGUUUUUUUAACUUUAAAAAUAUUUGAAUAAUUUAUCAAAAUAUAAAUAUUUGAAAGAAUAUGA
Messenger RNA from Paramecium sonneborni, 963 nucleotides. Lineage: Eukaryota; Ciliophora; Oligohymenophorea; Peniculida; Parameciidae. The record is from the annotation of a GenBank genome assembly.